CAGCGGCCGCUCCAGGUGGGUCUGGUGCUGCCGCCGGGCUGGGGCUCCGCCGCGCUCCUCCCUUCGCCCGGGGUGGGGUGGGGUGGGGUGGGGUGGGGGGCGCCCCUUCACCCGCCGGCGCUAGGCCGGUAGCGGCUCAGGCGUAGCUUAGGCCGCGGGGGGUGUGGGCCGCAGCGCCGGGCCGGUAGAUCCCGGCAGAUCCCGGCAGCCGCGGGCGCGGCUUCCCCGAGGCCUCACCGCGGCUCCGCUCCUCCGCAGGGUGGCUACGGUGGCUGAAAAUGGUGAGGGAAGAUGAGAAGGUGAUCCCGGUGCGGGUGGCGCUGCGCUGCCGUCCCUUGGUGCCGAAGGAGACCAGCGAAGGGUGCCAGAUGUGCCUGUCCUUCGUGCCGGGGGAGCCACAAGUGGUUGUAGGUAAUGAUAAGUCGUUCACGUAUGACUACGUGUUCGACCCGUCUGUCGAGCAAGAGGAAGUCUUCAACACGGCUGUCAGCCCUCUCAUACGAGGCAUUUUCAAAGGGUAUAAUGCUACUGUCUUGGCCUAUGGACAAACAGGGUCUGGAAAAACGUACUCCAUGGGAGGUACCUAUACUGCCAAUCAAGAGCAUGAGCCUAGUGUGGGGGUCAUCCCUCGGGUAAUCAAGCUGCUAUUUAAGGAGAAGGAGCAAAGGCAGGAUUGGGAAUUCAUCCUCAAAGUUUCUUAUCUAGAGAUCUACAAUGAGGAUAUUCUGGACCUGCUGUGCCCAUCAAAAGAACGGUCUUCUCAAAUCAAUAUACGGGAAGAUCCAAAAGAAGGCAUAAAGAUUGUAGGGUUAACAGAAAGAAAUGUCACCUGUGCCCAAGAUACUGUAUCCUGCCUAGAGCAAGGGAACAACUCCAGAACGGUGGCUUCCACAGCAAUGAACUCCCAGUCUUCACGGUCCCAUGCCAUCUUCACCAUUUGCAUUGAUCAGAGAAAGAAAAAUGACAAGAACAGCAGUUUUCACUCCAAGCUACACCUGGUUGAUCUUGCUGGCUCGGAGAGACAAAAGAAGACUAAGGCUGAGGGAGACAGAUUAAAAGAAGGGAUCAACAUAAACAGAGGUCUCCUCUGCCUGGGGAAUGUAAUUAGUGCUCUUGGAGAUGAAAACAAAAAGGGUGGGUUUGUCCCCUACAGAGACUCAAAGUUAACGCGACUGCUGCAAGAUUCUCUGGGUGGUAACAGCCACACUCUCAUGAUUGCCUGUGUAAGCCCAGCAGAUUCCAAUCUAGAAGAAACUCUAAAUACUUUGCGUUACGCUGACAGAGCAAGAAAAAUAAAAAAUAAACCAAUUGUCAACGUUGAUCCCCAGGCAGCUGAGCUGCAUCAUUUAAAGCAGCAGGUACAACAGCUACAGGUGUUACUGCUGCAGGCCCAUGGAGGGACCCUCCCAAUGUCUAUCAAUAGUAUAGCACCUUCAGAGAACCUUCAGUCCCUGAUGGAAAAGAACCAGUCACUAAUGGAGGAGAAUCAAAAGCUGAGCCGAGGGCUGAGUGAGGCUGCUGGUCAGACAGCACAGAUGUUGGAGAGGAUCAUUCUGACAGAACAAGAAAAUGAGAAGAUGAAUGCCAAACUAGAGCAACUUCAUCAACAUGCUGUAUGCAAGCUUGAUCUGCAGAAGCUAGUAGAGUCUGUGGAAGAUGAAGAACUAAAAGAGAAUGUAGAGGUGAUUCGUGAUCUCCAGCAAGUGUUGGCUCAGUUGCAGAGGGAAACUGCUGCUACAAUGGAAGUUGCUGCAGAGAUGGAAAACUCUGAACAGGAUGCUACAGCUGAAGCAGAAAUGGGCCAGGAUACCAAGAGAUCCUUGGAUGACUUCACCACUCAACAUGCCCUCCGUCAAGCACAGAUGUCCAAAGAGCUGCUUGAAUUGAAUAAAGCCCUGGCUCUCAAAGAGGCUCUUGCCAAAAAAAUGACUCAGAAUGAUAGUCAGCUGGAGCCCAUUCAGUCCCAAUGCCAGACUAAUAUCAGAGAUCUGGAACUGGAGGUCAGCAGUUUGCAAAAAGAAAAGGAGGAGUUGAUCCUUGCUCUGCAUAUGGUAAAGAAGGAUGUCAACCAUGCCAAACUGAGUGAACGGCGUCGGAAAAGACUUCAGGAGUUGGAAGGGCAAAUUAAUGAUCUGAAGAAGAAGCUGAAUGAGCAAUCAAAGCUCUUAAAGCUGAAGGAAUCUACAGAACACACUGUCUCCAAACUGAACCAGGAGAUCAGGGAAAUGAAAAGCCAGAGGGUACAACUCAUGCGCCAAAUGAAAGAUGAUGCUGAGAAAUUCAGGCAAUGGAAACAACAAAAAGACAAGGAAGUCAUCCAGCUGAAAGAACGGGAUCGCAAGAGACAAUAUGAGCUACUUAAGCUAGAACGAGAUUUCCAGAAGCAGGCCAAUGUACUUCGGCGCAAAACAGAAGAGGCAGCAGCUGCUAACAAGCGCCUAAAGGAUGCUCUGCAGAAACAACAGGAGGCUGCAGAUAAGCGGAAAGAAAGUCAAAAUCGGGGAAUGGAAGGAGUUGCUGCACGAGUAAAAAGCUGGCUUUCAAAUGAAGUAGAGGUUCUUGUUAGUACUGAAGAGGCUCGACGGCACCUUGCAGACCUUCUGGAGGACAGAAAGAUCUUGGCACAGGAGCUUCUUCAGCUUAAAGAGAAGAAGGAGGCUGGGGAAAACCCACCUCUAAAGCUCCGGAGACGCACCUACUCCCUCACAGACUUUCAGGCAUCAGAGAUGGACCUUUCCAUAUCAAAGCAGAUAGAAAGCCUGGAAACUGAAAUGGGGCUCAGGAGUGCCCAGAUAGCAGAUCUACAGCAGAAACUAUUAGACGCGGACAAUGGAGACCGUGCAAAACAGCGUUGGGAGAGUAUUGCAACAAUUCUAGAGGCUAAAUGUGCCUUGAAGUAUCUUCUUGGGGAGCUCGUCUCCUCAAAAGUGCAGGAAAGCAAGUUGGAGAGCAGCCUUCAGCAGAGUAAAGCCAACUGUUCAGAUGUACAAAAGAUGCUGAUUGAAGAGCGAAACCAUGUAACAGAGAUGGAGGCUGAGUUCCAAAAUCAGCUUUUGGUUCAGGAACAACACCACCAGGAAAAGGUUCUGUACCUGCUUAGCCAAUUUCAGCAAAAAGAAGCAGCAGGGAAGAAACUGGAAGAUUCACUAAGUGAGCAGGAGAAACAGCUGCAAGAGCGACUCAAGUUCCAGGAGGAAGAGCUGGAGAAAAUGAGGGAGAUCUGUGAGAAAAACCAAGAACUUUUCCAGGAAAAUGACACUCUUAAACAGAAACUGCUGAUCCUCCAAGUUGCCAGUGGACAGAAGCUCUGUAACAUUCAGCAAAAUCCGUCUGAGUCCUCAGAUUCUUUUGAUUAUAUUCCACCCAAACCAAAGACUCGCCGGCAAACGACAGCAAAACCCCGUGCACCAACUCCAGAAGUGGAUGUGGAAGAGCUGUUCUCUGACUCCGAGGAGUCUGGGAGGGAGACGGAGGAUGCAGAGUGGGUUCCGGUAAAAGCAGUCAAAGGAGCAAAGAAAAGCAUGAUGGGGUGCUCCUGCAAGGGCCGGUGUGGAAAUAGACAGUGUGGCUGCAGGAAGCAGAAGGUGGGCUGCACUGAUCGCUGCAGCUGUGACUUGGCAAAAUGCAGAAACAGAGACUCUGGCUUGCUGGAUGCCACACUGUGUGAGGACCAAACAGGGAACUCUGAAGGUUCCUUCAAACUGGAAGACCCCACUGAAGUGACUGCAGGAGAGACCUUCUUUCAGCCUGUGUGCGUCACACCAACUACAAAGGUCCUGAAAGAUAUCACAGACCAAGAUGUGCUCAUGAAGAAGUCCAGCACUGCUGCUUCCCUGCUUGUGAGAGAUGAGGAGUCCCAAGAGAACCAGAUACCAUUUGUAAAGAGAAAGAAGAGAAUGCUGAAUAGCAAUACCAGCUUCUUCUCAGGUUGCACCCCUAUCAAAGAGGAGUUAGACUGACGAGCCCAGAAGGUGCCCUAUGACUGGGUUGUGCUGUGCUUCUUUAGACCAUGUUACUGGUGACUAAUGAACAUCAGGUUUUACUGGUGACCUCUAAAGUGUUGGGAUCUCUUGCUGCAGCAAAAGCCUGAUUACUGUGAUCCUGACACCUGGCAUCAGCAAGGGAGUCAAACACUAGCUCUUGUUAAAUUGUGUCCAAUUUGUAAAUAUUUGGAUGUGUGGGUCUUGUGCGGAUGGUAAGAAACAUUUUCCUCUAGAGUUUCUGUAGUGAGUGGAGGUGAUUUAUCCAGGUUGCUCAUUCCAGCUGCCUGUCUUAGCCGGAGCUGUGAACAUGCUGGGUACAGCUUAAUCCGUAAUCUUGAAAGAACUUUGCAUUUGCACUGGGAAUGUGGGCAUUGACUCUUCCAAUUCAGCAUGAGGAACUGUUCUAAGCUGCCCUGUGAGAUCUCCUGGUGCUUGAUCUUGAAGGAGGCACUGCCUGUAGUCUUAAACUAGCUAGCAGAUAUGAAAUUGUGUUGUUUCUGUACCCUUUGGUCUAUCCUUGUUCGAUGAAAUUAGAAAGCUGCUAGUCAUUUUAACUUGGUUUAUAGCUUUAAUAAAAUAACUACUAAAAAACCCUGACUUUUAAUUUUACAUUAUUAUGAACAGUAAUCACUCUGGGAUGUCUGCAAUUAAAAUUGGCCUCAAAACUGUUCUACCGGUUGCUGUGCUGACCACUGCCAGGAUUAGCUCUAGGUCUUUUGCUGCUGUAAAAGAAGUAGGCAGCCCAAACAGGGUCCUACUGCUUUCCUUUCCCCUCCUUGCCCCUCAGUCCUAAUCUUUGAGUCACGGCAUGAAGAUGAAAAUUUUUCCCCUCCACUAGUAAUACUGACAACCCUAACCUCUACUUUGACUUGCAGAUGGGUGCUGCACUGGCACUGGACCUUCUCUGAGCUGUGAGAGCCCUCUAUAUUCAUCUUGGGCAUGUGCAAUAUUAAUGAUUAUGUGGCUUCUGGCUUGAUGCAAGCUGAGCAGGCUUUUCUGCACAGGAGCUGUUCAGACCUGCCUUUAAUAA
Messenger RNA from Tyto alba (common barn owl), 5013 nucleotides. It is a transcript of the gene KIF4A, whose product is annotated as kinesin family member 4A. Gene Ontology annotation, biological process: mitotic spindle organization; microtubule-based movement. NCBI's taxonomy places the organism in Eukaryota, Metazoa, Chordata, Aves, Strigiformes, Tytonidae. The transcript is spliced from 30 exons. Bases 279 to 3959 code for a protein of 1226 amino acids. Gene Ontology annotation, molecular function: ATP binding; microtubule motor activity; microtubule binding. The record is from RefSeq and is a predicted model, not a curated record.